CAUACAUACAUAUUAUAUAUUUUAAAAAAAUAUACAUAUAUACACAUUUACAUAUAAGUAUAUAUAUAUAUACACAUACAUACCUCUCUAUAUAAAUACCUCUCUCUCUCUAUAUAUAUAUACAUAUAUACAUAUAUAAAAUAAUAUAUAAGAAAUAGCUUGGAAGAAGAAGAAAGUCAAUAGUUAAAGAAUAAGAAUCUAAUAGAGCCUCAUAUUUACACUAUGAAGAAGAAGAAGGUGCUCUUGAUGGGCAAAAGUGGAUCGGGAAAGACUUCCAUGAGGUCGAUUAUCUUUAGCAACUAUAUUGCUCGAGACACUCGGCGCCUUGGUGCUACAAUUGACGUCGAACAUUCAAAUGUCAAGUUUCUGGGCAAUCUAGUACUCAAUCUGUGGGAUUGUGGAGGACAAGAAGCAUUUAUGGAAAACUACUUUGCAUCCCAACGUGACCGAAUUUUUAAGAAUGUAGAGGUCCUGAUAUAUGUAUUUGAUGUCGAGAGUCGUGAUUGGGAGAAGGAUCUUCAUUACUACCAAUCGUGCCUGGACGCAAUUCUGGCGAAUUCCAAAGAUGCUCGUAUAUUUUGCUUGAUUCACAAGAUGGACUUGGUUCCUGAACACCAGCGAGAACAAAUUUAUGAUGAGCGGAUUCGAGAGUUAAGCACAAGAUCAGAACCACUGAACAUCCGUGGCUUUAGGACAUCUAUAUGGGACGAAACUCUUUAUGCAGCUUGGUCACAGAUUGUGCAUUGUCUGAUACCAAAUAUCCGAGUGUUGGAGUCCCACCUUGACCACUUUUGUCGAACAUGCGAUGCGGAUGAAGUGGUGCUGUUUGAGCGUACUACAUUUCUGGUCAUCGCUAACGCAGCAACAAUUAAGCACCAAGAUUUACAUCGGUUUGAAAAGAUUAGUAACAUUAUCAAACAGUUUAAUCUCGGCUGUAGUCAGUCCCAGACACGAUUCAAGAGUAUGGAAAUUCGAGGAAGUUCGUUUACUGCAUUCAUCGAUGUCUUAACCAACAAUACCUAUGCAAUGAUUGUGAUGUCGGAUCCUACCAUUCAAUCGGCAGCUACAUUACUGAAUAUUGCUGCAGCAAAGAAGCACUUUGAGAAAUUGGAGGGAGCACAGUAAAUAACUAUAAUAAUGCAAAGAAAUAAUGAGCAAAAACAAUGGAUAAAGGAGGCGUGUCUUUGUCUUUAGUUUUCUGCAAGAAAGAGGAGAUGGGUGUAUAAAUGUCUGAUUCAUGCACUUGUUGCGGGAAAUUAAAAACAGAAAUAAAUUCCGUAAUCCCAU
Phycomyces blakesleeanus NRRL 1555(-) is the source of this 1287-nucleotide messenger RNA. RefSeq lists its product as hypothetical. Gene Ontology annotation, molecular function: GTP binding; GTPase activity. Gene Ontology annotation, biological process: positive regulation of TOR signaling; regulation of autophagy; cellular response to amino acid stimulus. The coding region runs from base 223 to 1125 and encodes 300 amino acids. The transcript has 7 exons. Gene Ontology annotation, cellular component: fungal-type vacuole membrane; nucleus; Gtr1-Gtr2 GTPase complex. Lineage: Eukaryota; Fungi; Mucoromycota; Mucoromycetes; Mucorales; Phycomycetaceae. The record is from RefSeq and is a predicted model, not a curated record.